This is a messenger RNA of Sinocyclocheilus rhinocerous, 849 nucleotides long. Its product is annotated as myeloid-associated differentiation marker homolog. Lineage: Eukaryota; Metazoa; Chordata; Actinopteri; Cypriniformes; Cyprinidae. The transcript has a single exon. The record is from RefSeq and is a predicted model, not a curated record. Bases 1 to 849 code for a protein of 282 amino acids. Gene Ontology annotation, cellular component: membrane.
AUGGUAACCCUGAACACUCAAUCGCUCACCGUGCCGGUGGGAAUAAUCCGACAGUUUGAGUUCGCACUAACGCUCAUUACCUUCAGCCUGGUGGCUUCUGAAGGCCACAACAGCACUUCAUUCUGGGCCUGGUGCAUGUUCACCUGGUGCUUCUGCUGCUUCAUGACCCUCCUCAUCAUCAUCCUGGAGUUCACCAGCCUCAACACCAAGGUGCCCAUUUCUUGGGAUGACUUCACUACGGCUUUUGCGAUGUUGUCCACACUUAUGCUGUUGGCCGCUUCCAUCAUCUACCCCACGUUUUACGUAUGCUCCUCAUGUUCGGUCAAGAUUGCGGCCACAGUGAUGUCCUGCGUGUGCUUCGGCCUCUACGCAGCCGAGGUGGGACUGACCCGAGCCAAAGCCGGGGAGAUCAGCGGGUUCCUGUCCACCGUGCCGGGCUUGCUGAAGGUCCUAGAGGCGUUCGUGGCCUGCAUCAUCUUCAUCUGUCUGGAUUCGGGCUUGUACAGCAGGUUUCCUGGGCUCCAGUGGUGCGUGGCCGUCUACUCAAUCUGCUUCAUCGUUGCUCUACUUAUCAUCAUCCUCACCAUCGGCAGGUUGUUGGCUCGAAUCCCCAUCCCGCUGGACAAAUGUCUGACGGGGUACAACAUACUGGCGGUUCUAAUGUACCUCACGGCUGUGGUGGUAUGGCCCGUCUACAGUUUCCAGAAAGUGCUGAGACCAUCAGUCUGCAGAAACUGUCUCUGGAGCAGGCUGGUCGUUGUGUCCUGCAUGACUUGCAUCAAUCUGAUCGUCUACAUCGUGGAUACGGUUUACUCAGUGCGUCUGGUGAUCUUCGUUUCACCUGCCUAG